Messenger RNA from Drosophila elegans, 762 nucleotides. RefSeq lists its product as uncharacterized. Lineage: Eukaryota; Metazoa; Arthropoda; Insecta; Diptera; Drosophilidae. The coding region runs from base 64 to 540 and encodes 158 amino acids. The record is from RefSeq and is a predicted model, not a curated record. The transcript has a single exon.
GUGUGUGUGUAUACCAAGUUUCCAAAUUUUCCUCUUUUCGUCGCAAACAAAAAAUUUGUCAAUAUGGUGGCGUACUACGACGAGUGCGACGCCACCGAGAACCCCAAGACCCUCACCGACUGGGUGCGUAAUUUCCGCGUGAAACGCCAGAAAAUGCGACGCAAGUUGCGUGGCGCUGGCAAUGAUCUGCGCGUGAACGCCAUUUUGUCGACGGCCCUGCUCCACGCAGAGCACGAGCUGCGCAGAAAGCAGCAGGAGCGGUUCAGCCGCUGGCUGGAGAUGCAAACGCGAUUUGUGCCCCACGGCAGGACGCACUGCGCCAGUGACGCGGUGGCCACCUCGAACGCCAAGGCUGCUGCGGAGGCGGAGGCAGAAAGCAAUUUGUGGAGCAGCGAGCUCAGUGGCCUCGACAAUUUUAUGCGCAGCCUGAGCAGCAACAACAACAAGGGCGCCAGCAACAACAAUGGCAGCAACAGUUGCACAGGAAUUGGCAGCAACAACAACAGCCAGCUCAGCUGCGCCAUUGCAGUGGCCAGUUAGAAAGAGAUGAAUAUAUGAUGCUGUGUGUGUAUACGUGACUGACACAUACGCACAUGCACAAAAUGGUGGCACAAAGAGCGAAAACUGUUUGAUUUUCAGCUGUCGUAACAUUUCCCUUUACGUCGCCCUAGCUUUAUUUAAUCAUUGUUAAACUAGUUUUAUUACGACAACCCAUUUCUCAUUUGCAGUCGCAAACGUGUGCAAGGCUGUUAUAGAUUGUAA